Achroia grisella is the source of this 3964-nucleotide messenger RNA. RefSeq names its product CDK5 and ABL1 enzyme substrate 2. Lineage: Eukaryota; Metazoa; Arthropoda; Insecta; Lepidoptera; Pyralidae. The record is from RefSeq and is a predicted model, not a curated record. Gene Ontology annotation, biological process: regulation of cell cycle. The coding region runs from base 132 to 1736 and encodes 534 amino acids. The transcript is spliced from 9 exons.
UACAAUAUUGAUUAAGAUUCCGUGAUUAAUACUUUGUGAUUUUAUUUAUUAAUUAUAUGCAAUACCUAAAGAUUAAAAAAGCUGAUUGCAAUCAAUUACUAUUAAUUUAAAGAAAUAUUUAACCGUAAAUCAUGUCUCACAACCGUAAUAAAUAUGAAAAAGCUCGAAGACGACUGGCUGCAGUUACAUUUUUGUCAAAUAUUUCCUUAGAUGGUACCUUCAGAGAUACAGAAUUGACUAAAAUAAUUGAUAAACCAUCAAAGACUGAUAAAUCGAUCACGCCGUCUAAAGUUAUUGAUAAUUCUAACAUUGACAAAGAUGUUUCGCGUAAUGGUAUCCGUAAUAAAAACAAAGCUCCACAAUCAAGCCCUGUACAUCGUCUGGCUGCCGAUAACCAUUCCAUGAGUUCAGAAUCUGAGCACACUACAGUUACUCCGACUAAAGGAGUUGUAACGCAAUCUUUCAGGGAAAGAUGUUCUUCAGGAAAUACAGAAUCUUUUAAAGACAAACAAUCCUCAUCACGCUUGAAAAAGAAUCAUAUUGUGUCUAUGGGUGGUAUUAAUCCGGACGAAAAGAGCAGUUCAGAGAGUUUAACCUUUGGUCGUUUUCGUACAAGUUCUACUUGUAUACCUGAGAAUCAUGCAUUAAUAAAGGAAGUUCGACUUAUACGACCAACUAAAGGAGUGUCAUUUAGAGAUGAAAGGCUUGUUUUUGCUCCAGUCCAAGGAGUUCCAUGCGCUAUAUUUAGCACCAUACCAUACUCGAAAACUGUUAGAAAUGUACGCUCAGAUAUCCGUAAAGAUGGGGUUCGAAGGCGUAAUACAUCUGGACCACGGCCUCUCUCGUCAAUUACCGACAAUGGUGUUGAUCCAUUUGAUCUACUUGGAUUAGAAAAAGAGGAAAAUGGUCAGGAUAUAUCUUACUCUAAGUUACUAGUACCAUCUCGAGUUUACACAAGAGAACAGUAUAGAAAAAUGUAUGAAGGUGAUUUCAGUGACAAAGCUAAUUGGAAGGUCUUGAACCGUCACCCACAUGUAAUAGCUAGGACUAAGUUAUUGACGAGACACAAGGAUAAAAAAUGGUGCUUCUCAUACGAAUCAUCUCAAAGAACCAACGUAGCUACAUCGCCGCCUCACUCGUCUAUCGAAAUGAAGACAUUCGAUUGGGAUGAACCAUCUUUGCUGGCACAAAAAUACGUACAAUACUGUCCUAAUGUACUGGACGAUCCAGAAUUGAUUGCUGGGAAGCACAGAACUUUACUUACAUUUACUUCGUAUAUGACUUCCAUUAUAGACUACGUGCGACCACAAGACCUGAAAAAGGAAUUGAAUGAUAAAUUUAGAGAGAAAUUCCCGCACAUCAAAUUGACUCUUAGCAAAUUGCGAAGUAUUAAAAAGGAAAUGCGCAAAAUAGCCAAACACGACAGUGGUGGCAUCGAUCUCUUGUCCGUUGCGCAAGCGUACGUGUAUUUUGAAAAACUAAUUUUAGCUAACCUAAUCAACAAAGACAAUAGAAAAUUAUGCGCCGGAGCCUGUUUGUUACUUUCAGCCAAACUGAAUGACGUUAAAGGAGAAAUGUUAAAAGCACUUAUCGAGCGAAUAGAAACAACGUUCAGGGUGAAUCAUAAGGAUCUAGUGAAAUGUGAAUUUGCUGUUCUGGUAGCUCUCGAGUUCGGAUUACAUGUACCCCCAUACGAAGUGUUUCCUCAUUAUCAGCGCUUGCUACACGACUCGUGACCCUGGCGAAGACUGGCUUUGGAGCCAUGUAUACGAGUCUGUCAUAAAAGACGAGCGAGUAUUGUCGACAAUUUUAGAGCAAGUGCCUGGAUGUAAAAUUACAUUUUUAAAUUUUAAAUGGACUACUGUCCACUUCUUCCGUUCAGUUAUAAUAUUGGAUUAAUUUUACAAAUAUGACCUAUCAUGUCAUGCUUUUCAAAACGAAUUAAUUCAUUAUAUUAAUUUGUUAUGGAUUCACAUGUUUUGAAUUAUAAUUGUUAUCUUAUUUGUAUUACUUUGUAGAAGUUUACCUCAACAUUGCCGAGAAAUGUAGUCCUUAAACCCAGGACAAUUAACACAAAUAAAAAAAAUGUAAUCAAAUUCAGCCACAAAUGUGGAAGGUGGCAACAAGUCUGUUACUUCGGCUUAUUUCCUUUGCUCGGACUGUCCCACUACAAAACGUAACUGGUUAAUGCGCAAAGUGUAUCAAUGGUUCAUAAUUAUAAUUGUUAUUUCAAUAUCUUGUUAUUAUUCCAAAGUUAAAUUCGGUAGAUCUGAUGCCAGUUAUGUUUUCUAUCAUUAUUUUAUCUUUGGCUCGUGACUCGUGUAUAUCGAACACAGGAAUGAUUGUGCGUUAUUAGAGAAUAGAAAUUAGAAGCUUAACCAAAUAUCGCUAAUUAAAUUUUUAGAAAGUAGGUACUUAAGCUUAAUUAGUUUUCGAAAUAUACUUUAAUAUUAUAAUUCUAACUAUUUUUUUAAAUAUUAAAUCUCAUUGUUAUAAGGUUUAAUGUAAAACUAGCAGAAUUUAUUCUGGAGCCUCAUUUGUUCGAGAAAUUUCCUGCUACGACUCAUCUUUUAGCAGAUCAUCUAGUGUGUAUGUUAUUAACUUAUGGGCACCGUAUUUAAUAUAAGAGUGUAAUUACAUUAUUUAUUGAAUUGUCUUAAGGUUGGAAGUUCAUUUACCGUUUACUAUGCAUUAAAAGCUGAUUGAUAUUGCUGCCAAGAUGGAUAUAGCAUAGAAAGGCCUAGUCAUGAAUACUAUUGCUCAAGCGAAAUAUUGGAACGAUUUUAUUAGAUAUGUCAUUUAGAUUAACAAUACAAAAAAAUAUAGUUUUUGUGAAAUUAUAUAGUUUUUAUAAUAUUUGAUGAAAGUGCAAGUAUAUUUAAAAUUUCAUUUCAGUCAUUUAUUUUAUUGUAAUGCAAAAGUUUAAUGCGUCUUAGAUUGUUUUAAACAUGAUAGAUUCACUAUGUUGAGUAAAUAAAUACAUUAAUUCAUAACAUCGCAACUGUGAUAAUUGUGUAAAAUUAUUAUUAUCUAUUGAUAUUUGUCAUUCAUUUUUAUGACACACACACAUAAUGUUAAUUUUCAGUAGAAUAAACGUAUAGGAAUACAGGACGUACAGUGAAUAAGAUAAUUAAUUUAACAAAGGUAACAAUAAUAAAUGCAUGUGAAAUAGUAUCAUCGCAAACUGCUUUCAAAUCUUGCCAAAAAAGAAGUUAAUUCCCUCCCUUCUUUAUUAUCUUUUUCUUAUUAGAAUACGAGUAUUACGAAACUUGCAAUGAAGAUCCGCCUAAUUUGAAAUAAUUUUAUGUUUAUCUGAGAUCUUGUUUAAUGUAGUGCUCAAAAAGAACCAAAAUGUAAAUAUACUAAAACUGAAACACAAUUAUAAAUAAAGAGGGAGAAAACAAUUACGUUUUCCUCUCUUGUUUUUACCCUUAACGGGCUGGUAAUUUGUUUAUUUAGAUAAGUCGGAACUAUUGAUAGGUAUUAAUUUAGUAAUAAUAAAUGCGAAAUAUUUAAUCUGACUGCUUGCUUUUGGCUCCGAAAUGUGUGAACGGAUUUCCAUGAAACAUUGUUUAGAUAUUGACUGUUGCAAAGGUAGUAACAAAAAACUAUUGCCUUGUAGUCCUUUAUAGUAUUUCUUAAUUAAAUGAUGUACUUAGACUUAACAUCUAAGAUGUAAGAUGUUAUUUUUACGUAUCUCAGAAUAAGAUAGAAUGUAGUCGCGUGACGUGUGUGUUAUGGUCCAUUCGUAGAACUGGUUAUUACUUAAAGUCGUCGACCAUUUUGAGGUUUACAAAUUUAGGUAUUAAUAUUACGUAAAAUCUAGUUACAUAUUUAUUGAAAUUACGCUACACGUUCUGCCUCAAGAUAUUAAUAUACCCCAAUAUUUUUCGAGAGAAUCUGCAAAGUUUACAAGCCACGAUAAAAGUAACUAACGCGCUAAGUUAUUAAGAUACUGAAUAAU